AUGAGUAAAGAGUCUUCGACUGUUACUAUAACAGAGAAGUUAACGAAGAUAAAACCUUCGAAGACUUUCAACUACCAUAAGGGAGGUAGUAUAACAUCACUUGACUUUGAUGAUUCAGGGCAAUAUUUAAUAUCGGCAGGAAUAGAUAAAUCAAUACAGUUAUAUGAUGUUCACAAAGGUACUCACUAUAAAGACAUUCAAUCACAAAAAUAUGGGGCUCAUUUAGCUAGAUUCACUCAUAAGGAUCUUGACUGCCUUUAUGUAUCUACACCUUCAAGUGUACCGGGCACUGACGGUGCAAAUGGUAAAAUCGAUGAAUCUGAUAAAGAUCUCAAUGCUAUACGAUACUUAUCGUUAGCGGAUAAAAAGUACAUACGAUAUUUCAGAGGACAUAGUGAUCAGGUCUUGUCUUUAGAGGUUGAUCCCGUACAUGAUUUCUUCUUGACUUCAAGUACUGAUGGAACAGUGAAAUUAUGGGAUACUAAGACCCCAUCUUGUACGGGUAACAUUGAUGUUGGACAGAGUUCUUAUGUGGCAUACGAUCCUCAUGGUAUAGUCAUUGUUGUAGCUAAAAUUCCAAAUGUAUCUGGUGAUAAGAAUGAAUAUGUAGAAGGAGAAUUGGAAUUUUACGAUGCAAAAUCAUUAUUGAAACCUUUUAUGACAACUAAAAUAAGCACCAAGUCGUUCAAAUGGAAUAAAGUUGAGUUUUCAAACACCGGGAAGUUGAUAUUGAUAUCGACAGAUGGUAACGAACAUUAUAUAAUAGAUGCAUUUUCAGGUCAACUUAUCACAAUCUUGACAACAGGUUCCAGAACAAAUGAAAUCAGAUCCAACUAUCCUAAUUACGGAUCUUCUUGUUUCACCACUGAUGGGAAGUAUGUCCUUGUGGGAUCAUCAAAUUCAUCACUCCUGAUCUUCGAUUUAACUAAUUUGAAGCUAACUAAUGGAUCAGAAAUUGUUAAAGAAUCUGACAAUCCAAAGAAACUUUUACCAUUAAAGACUAUACAAUCAAACCAAGGUGUCCCAAGGAUUGUAUCCUUCAAUCCAAAACUUUUCACCCUUGCUACAGCUGAUAACUCAGUCAGUCUUUGGCAACCCCUGUAA
Molecule: messenger RNA, 1104 nt
Organism: Yamadazyma jaroonii
Lineage: Eukaryota; Fungi; Ascomycota; Pichiomycetes; Serinales; Debaryomycetaceae
Source: the annotation of a GenBank genome assembly